Contarinia nasturtii (swede midge) is the source of this 6178-nucleotide messenger RNA. It is a transcript of the gene Oamb, whose product is annotated as octopamine receptor Oamb. The transcript has 6 exons. Gene Ontology annotation, molecular function: G protein-coupled amine receptor activity. NCBI's taxonomy places the organism in Eukaryota, Metazoa, Arthropoda, Insecta, Diptera, Cecidomyiidae. The coding region runs from base 1583 to 3148 and encodes 521 amino acids. Gene Ontology annotation, cellular component: membrane. Gene Ontology annotation, biological process: adenylate cyclase-activating adrenergic receptor signaling pathway. The record is from RefSeq and is a predicted model, not a curated record.
CGUUAAGACCAUAUUACAUUUCGUUCAGCGCUGUUCUGUGUGCUUCGGUUUAUCGUCGUCAUUCAAUUCGCUCAAACGCUAUCGCAUAGACGUUACACACAAAAUAUAUUGAGAUCGUGAAAAAAGAGAAAAAGAGAAAGACAGACAGACAAAGAAAGAGCAAGAAGCUAUCAAAAAUGAAAUUCAAAGACAUUUGGCGGCAACAUUGAAAUGAAUAUUUGUUUUCGGUGUUCGUUCAGUUUGAUGCUACUCAUUAAUGGAUUCUUUGUGAGAUUUUAAAAACGAAAAACGUUAUUUUUUGUUGUUGUAUAUUCAUUUGUCUUGGAACAUUACAAACAGUAUCCAUUUUAAUUAACUUUUUGGCACUUCGCUGUUUCCAUUCCACACAGCACCUAAUACAAGAGCAAAAAAACUGCCAUAAAAAAAUGAGAUAGAAAACUUAAAAAUAAGCACAAAGAGAAAAAAAAAAAAAAAACAAAAAAAAGUGAUAGGAGCGAAAAAAUCCCAAGAAGAAAAAUCAUACGCAAAAUUGGAAGUCAUCAUAAAAUUCGUUUUUCUCCUAUUUUCUUUUACACAAAAUAAUAUUCACACACGCUGUAAAUGCCAAUAAAUUAAAAGUUAAUUUGGUAGUGCAUUUCCGAAUCGGAUUCAAUUUGCUUUCACAAUUGUUCUCCAACUGUUUUUUCCUCUUCAUUGAAAUUUUGAUGCGGAUUUUACGUGAUUCAUUCGAUUUGUUCGAAACUUUCAAGCGCUAAAACGAUAAAUCUUUUUUGAAGGCAGGAAAAGACGUGAGAAAAAAAGGACCGGAAAAAGAGAUAGACAGCGGGAGCGAAAGAUCGAGCAAAGAAAUGUGCAUGUGCGCGCUUUUAUGCUGACAAAUCGAAUUUUACUUAAAAACUCUUAUUGACAGUGCGUACCGUGGAUAGUCAAGUAGACAGGAUCUCGGUUAACGAAAACGCGAAGAAAAAAAAGUAUAUUACAUUACAAAACAAUCAACAAGGAGCAAGAAAUAAAUGAACAUGUAAGGAACCAAGAAAAAGAGACAAACAAUAAAAAGAAAAUUGAAAAUUCUUCUGGAAAAGAUAAAAAGACAAAAAAAAAAUCGACAUCUGAAGUUGGUGGAAAUAGAAUUUUUUGGUGCGAUUUCGAUUGCGUUAAGACCAUUGUUUUGUUAAUAGAAUUGUAGUGGUUUCGAAGUUUUCGAUUUUCGACAAUAUUUUUUAUUGACAUCGACCUUGAAAGCUAUCACACCGUUGUAUUUUCGCCAUGGUUUAACGGAAGAAUCGAUCACAAACACACAUACACACAUCGCUCGCAUAUCUAGAUUCAAUUUUGCAGCCACGAUCACACGGAUUCACAAUACACCGUACUGCCAACAUCGCGCGUUCUCUGUGUAUGAUAUGCAAAAAUCUGGAUUAUAAAUGUUAACGAUGUAGCUAUAAAAGACUGCUAACUGCUUGGGAGGAAUUUUAUCGUUCUUGUUUUAGUACCUUUAAAAUGAAACGAAUAGACUUAAGCAAAAACAGAUGGCAUUGGAUUAAAGGUGGUAAAAACAAGGCACUAGUUCGGACAUAGUAACGCAAUGAGUAACUGUACAGACAUAGAUUCGGUAAAAUGGACAGAACCGGGAAAUUUGGUGUCGCUGGCUUGUCUAGCUUUCAUAAAUGUUUUGGUGAUUGUUGGCAACUGUUUGGUGAUUGCAGCCGUAUUUUGCUCCCAUAAAUUGAGAAGUGUUACAAACUUCUUUAUUGUCAGUUUGGCUGUGGCUGAUUUGCUCGUCGGAAUAGCUGUACUACCAUUCUCUGCAACAUGGGAAGUGUUCAAGGUGUGGAUAUUUGGAGAUUUGUGGUGUUCAAUAUGGUUGGCAGUUGAUGUAUGGAUGUGUACUGCUUCGAUUCUUAAUUUAUGUGCCAUAUCGUUGGAUCGAUACGUAGCUGUUACACGACCUGUUACUUAUCCUAGUAUAAUGUCAACAAAACGCGCCAAAUUAUUGGUGGCCGGUGUUUGGGUGUUAUCGUUCGUUAUUUGUCUGCCCCAAUUAGUUGGGCUAACGCAAAACCAUAAGGUGCAAACGUCACUAUCAGUAUACUAUCAAUAUGAGAACCACACACUUCUCUCAAUGACAACUGAAACACCAGCCCAACAACAAAAACCAUGUAAAUGGACCUGUGAAUUAACAAAUGACAGAGGCUAUGUCGUUUAUUCGGCGCUUGGUUCAUUUUAUAUACCAAUGUUUGUAAUGCUGUUUUUCUAUUGGCGAAUUUACCGAGCGGCUGUCAGAACAACGCGUGCCAUAAAUCAAGGAUUCAAAACCACAAAGGGUACAAAGGGCAUUGGAAAUCGUUUCGAUGAGCAACGUUUAACGUUGCGAAUUCAUCGUGGUCGUGGGUCAAAUUACCAUGAAUCGUCACUAAGCAAUGGCAGCACUCACAGUACAUCGACAAGCAUUGGCAGCUCAUCGCCCGAACGCCAUUCCAAAUUUUCGACGCGAAAACACGACAAAAUCAAAAUAUCCGUAUCAUAUCCAUCAUCCGAGAAUAUAAGUAGUCCAAGUGCACAAAAAUCAAAUGUUUUGUAUGCCGUACAUUAUUCAUCAAAUGGAAAGGAUUUAACAUCGUCACGAAUAUUUCGUGGCAAUGAUAGCUAUUUACAAGUUGUAAAAAGUCUACCAAAUUUGGAAAAAAGUUUAUCGCCGCGCACAAGCAAAAAAAUGGGAAAACGUAAUAUUAAAGCGCAAGUGAAACGAUUUCGAAUGGAAACAAAAGCGGCAAAAACGUUAGCGAUAAUUGUUGGUUUGUUUAUUGUGUGUUGGCUUCCAUUUUUCACCAUGUAUUUGGUGCGUGCAUUUUGUGACAAUUGCAUUCAACCGUUAUUGUUUUCGUUAUUCUUUUGGUUGGGCUAUUGUAAUUCGGCCGUUAAUCCAAUGAUUUACGCUCUAUUUUCAAAAGACUUUCGAUUCGCAUUCAAGCGUAUUAUAUGCAAAUGCUUUUGCUCAGGACCUGGGUUUAAGAAAAUUACCAGUCGACGUGGCUCCGAUUUGUCCGCGAUACGUACGGGCGGACGAACACCAAGCAUUUCACCAAGCGCUGCUGCAAAUUCACUUGACGAUAGUGAUCAGAUGAACGAACUUCAUUCCGAACUUAGAUGACGUUCACUUGCUCCCAGUCUAAGUUCAACAUGUAAUUCAACAUCUAGUCCUGGGGUUCGACAAAAUACACUCAACAAACCAAAUACAUACGAUAUCUGCCAUCCAUUAGUUAUGGAAUCAUCAACUUAUUCAUAUGGCGGAUGUAACCAACAAACCACAUCAACAUCCAGCGGCAAAAUUAACCCAUAAGAUCUAUCGCAUUCACUCUGUAUUGGUGUAAUAUUAUAUUUAACAUUAUUAUUAGAAGUCAAUGAAUGACAUUUUGUUGUUAGGAAUAAAUUUCUCUUUGUCACUCUCUAUUUCUGAUUCUUAUGUAUCAAAACACAAUUUGUAUGUGACACAAUAACAAUGAAAUGACUGAACGCUUUUACCGAUUUAUCGACGAAAUAGCUUAUAUUAGAUUACAUUACAUUUCAGCUGACAACCAAAUUUGAUCACAAAAAUUAACAGAGCUGGAAGCUUAUGCAAAACACCAAUCAGCGUAAGCAAUGAGCUACUUAGAGCUUAUUGAUUCAAACCAAAUAAAUCCAGUCGAACCGACUGUACUUUUCUUUAUAGCGUAUUAUUUUUUUCAAUUCAAAAAUAAAAGUGCUCACAAAUCUUGCGAACAUUUUAUCGUUUGUGCUCUGCUCCGAACCACUUUCGUUACUUAUCGUUCUCACUGAUCAUUUGGACUCAUGUAUAAUCACAUAAAUUGAACAUUUUGAAGACUGAAUUGACAUUUUGAAUUGGCAUUACUUUGCAAAAUCGGUGUAUAAUUUAAAACUCUGGAUAUUUUUCAAUUAAAUCAAAUCAAAACAAAGAGCAAAAAACCAUCAAUGUAAUUAAAUACCCCAAUGAAACUAUUCAUCUAUCUUCGGCGAAGUUUCUAUUCAGAAUUUACGUUACAAAUCGAUUCAUUAAUAAUAAUCAAAUUAAAUGCAAUGCAAAUGAAAUAAAGUUUUGUGACAAAAUGACAUUUCAUCAAUUCACAAUCGUUUGAAUUGUAAUGAUAGAGCCGAAUCAUAAUGAAGUUAAGUGAAUGUAGGCGUAUGACAUAUAUGUUAUGUUGAUUUAUACAGAACGAGUUCGAAACACAAUAAUCCUAAUUGUAGUUCGAUUUUCCGAAGGCGUGGGUGGUCUGUGCAAUCAAUUCCAUUACACAAAAAAGAAAGAAAAAACCAAUAUGCAUAUUAUAUGUCUAUUGAAUAGACCAAUUCAUUGAACAAUGACAUGACAAAUGUGUGGUUUAUACUUAAAUAAAAUAAAAAAAAAUAAAUAAAUAACCGGAGAAGCCAAAGAAUUAAUUAUUACCGUACGAAGUGUUAUUAACAUUUUACCCAGAGAAAAGUGUAUGAUAAUCUAAUUGCAAAUGUAUGCUCUGCAAGCACACGUGGAACAUUGACGCACAAAAGAAACCUUUGAACGGAAUCAAAAAACAAGUCAUCGCAUGACUAUUAAUUUUCAAUUCCGUGCCCACACAUGCACACACACAUUUGUGGUGAUCGUUUUUCAUAUGUUGGCUUCAUUUCCAUCAUCAUCAUCAUUAUUGUGAGUAAAAGUCAGCUGUUUUUAUAGUGUCAGUCAUCAUAUGCAAUUGCUAUCGAGAGCGCGAUAGUCAAAUAGUGAUGCCAUUUGCAAUGUACAGCGCCCGACUGCUUUCAAUUUGUCUUUAAAUUGGAGUACCGAAAAUCAAAAUUUGAAUAAUAAACAUAAAACUCAAACAAUAUCAUCAUUCUUGCGUUAAUUCAUGCUGCGAACAUUAUUGCUUGGCUUGCAAAAAAAAAAAAAAAACGAAUCAAUAUGAACUCACGCAACAGGCAUUUCACAUUUUCUAUGUAUUCCAAUCCACAAUAAUUUUCCAUGCAUUCAGUUCAGAAGUUGAUAUUUACCGCAAAUUUACGAAACUUUUUGAACUGUGCAACAUCAUAUUAUAAAAACAACAUCAGUUAAUGAAAGACCUCGAAAUAAACGCUGAUUCCGGAAUAAAAAAGGUUGAUUAAGCCUCGAGGUAAACAUCAAUAGAUGGGCUGGUGUCAUUUUAUUUAUGCAGUCGAUUGUCUGAUUUAUUGCUUGGUUAAUUGAAUUUCGUUGCUCGGUUUUUAUUUUAACAAUUUCGAUAAAAAAGCAUACAUCAAAAUAUGUUUAGUAAAAAUGAGAAAACAUGAGGUUUUAAUUUAAAUAAAAUAUUGGUACCACACUCAUGUAGAAUAUAAAUAUGGUUUACAUUUCACGAUGUACAACCAAAAAUGUUUCAUAUUUUCGUCGAUGAAUUAGUCUCCAUUUUUCGCCAUCACCUAAUCGAUAUCGAUACACUAAUGAAUCUAUGAUCUUUUUGUUCAAUAAUACUUAAUUGUAGAACAUGUGAUGGAAUAAGAGUGAUUUAAUGAUAAAUAAUAAUAUAUAUGAGAGAGUUGAGCAUGUAUGACAUGUGAAAUAUGUAAAUUGCGUUGGUAUUAAGGAUCGAAUAAAAAAAAAGUUUGAUGAAAUGAGUGUGAAUAUAUGGAUUUAUAAUUGUUAGAGUAGCACGAUGUUAAAAUAAUUGCUACUUAUAAAUUAAUUGAUUGUAUUUUUUUUACUAUUCAAACCUAUUAAAGAAAAAACAAGAACAUUCAUAUAAUUUUAUUCAUUUCGAUUAAUUAAUUUUCAAUAAGAGUUUAUGACAUUAAGGCGUUUAUUAAAUGAAUAAUAUUUUCUUUACCAGGAAAAGUAAACGAGAGUGUUAAUAUGGCACAUCUCUAUGUGGAGUUGCGUGUACCAUAGCCAAAAUCGUCGAGUAUGUUUAGUACCUGAUUUUAAAAUUAUGAAUUUAAAACAAAAAGUAAUAGUUUCGGAAAAUGCUGACUGUUGUUGUAUAAUCCGCGUACUUUAAACGUAUAAAAUACGACUUUGGCCAUAGGUUCUGACACUACAAAACUUAGAGGGGGAGGGUCACGGCCGAAAAUCGACGGGGGGUCCCCAGCCGAAAAAACCCUAGCAAAAUUGAAUAUUUCUGAAAAUUUGUAAAUCUGUAGCAAAAUAUUUCUUUUCAGAUGCUAUGUCUUCUCGGGG